This is a messenger RNA of Plasmodium reichenowi, 603 nucleotides long. RefSeq names its product histidine triad protein, putative. Gene Ontology annotation, molecular function: catalytic activity. The transcript is spliced from 2 exons. The record is from RefSeq and is a predicted model, not a curated record. Lineage: Eukaryota; Apicomplexa; Aconoidasida; Haemosporida; Plasmodiidae. The coding region runs from base 1 to 603 and encodes 200 amino acids.
AUGGAAAAAUAUAAAAACAUACUUGAAAAAUUAGAAUGGUAUAAAAAUAAGAGCUCUGAAAAAUAUGAAUUCGGUAUAUAUGAAAUUGACAAAAGGGAGGUAUUUAUAACUACUAAAUAUUCUUAUGGUUUCGUAAAUAAUAAGCCAUUAUUACCUGGUCAUAUAUUAUUAACAACUUUAAAAAAAAAAAAACACUACAAUGAUUUAGAUAUAGAAGAAAUUAUCGAUAUAAAUUUAUUAUGUAAUUUUAUGUGUUAUAUUAUGGGCAACUUAUUUAAUACAACUGAUUUCUCUAUUGCUAUUCAAGAUGGCAAAGAAGCAGGGCAAACUGUUGAUCAUGUUCAUAUUCAUAUAAUACCAAGGAAAAUUAAUGAUUACAAAAAUAAUGAUAAUAUUUAUAAUGAUAUGAAUAAAAUUAACUUAGGCUAUGGAAAAAAUAUUAUAUGUAAUUCUUGCAAUAAUACAAUUAAUGUAUGUUCUCAAAAUGAAAUAGAACGAAAUUUUAAACUGGAAGAAUUCAAUACAUCCAUUAGAUCAAUGGAACAAAUGGAAGAGGAAGCUAACUUAAUUAAAUCAUACAUUAAUGAAAAAUUUUCAUCUUAA